Messenger RNA from Verticillium alfalfae VaMs.102, 1218 nucleotides. RefSeq lists its product as hypothetical. Gene Ontology annotation, cellular component: cytoplasm; nucleus. The transcript has 3 exons. Lineage: Eukaryota; Fungi; Ascomycota; Sordariomycetes; Glomerellales; Plectosphaerellaceae. The coding region runs from base 1 to 1218 and encodes 405 amino acids. The record is from RefSeq and is a predicted model, not a curated record. Gene Ontology annotation, biological process: tRNA wobble adenosine to inosine editing. Gene Ontology annotation, molecular function: tRNA-specific adenosine-34 deaminase activity.
AUGUCGAUCCAUGCCAACCAAGAGAAUCGACCGCCUGCGUCCAGCGGCCUCGAUGGCUCGAUGGCUCGCCUGUCGCUGGACGAUGCGUCGCCCGGGAAAGCAGGCUUAGCUUCCUCCGCUGGCCCCUCACAGCAGGAAGCUGACACGGAUAGUGAAAAGGCAACUCACCACGGCUUCAUGGACCAAGCCCUGGAUAUGGCUCGCCUUGCGCUCCGCACCAACGAGACGCCCGUCGGCUGCGUCAUCGUUCACAACAACAAAGUCAUCGCCAAGGGCAUGAACGCAACAAAUGUCACGCGCAAUGGUACUCGCCAUGCCGAGUUCAUGGCCGUCUCGGCCCUCCUUUCCUACCGUCCCAUGGGCGUGACAUCGGAUGACGCAGCUGCCGAACCUCGACAUGUCCCGACCGAGAUGUCCGCUGCCGAGCGCGAGCAGCGAGACCGCGAGAAGGAUGCCGAGCUUGGUCCUGACCCCAGCCUGAAGGACACUUCGUAUGUGAAGAAUGGCCAUCUCUAUCCGUAUGGCCAGAAGCAACAUCCCGACCCUCGCGUGCCACGCUCCAUCAUUCGCGAGUCAGUGCUAUACGUAACUGUCGAGCCGUGCGUCAUGUGCGCCGGGCUGCUCAGACAGCUAGGAAUUCGCAAAGUCUACUUUGGCGCUGUGAACGACAAGUUCGGUGGUGCUGGCGGCGUCUUCAGUAUUCACUUGAACUCUAUUAGGCCACAGGACAGACCAUACAUUAAGGAACUGCCCUCAGAAUCAGACAAUAAUGACAGCGGCACAACAGCCCCUUCACGACCCGUGUCAGCUCAGUCAGCUCAGUCGACGCAUUUAGCUCCCAAGCCACAGAACGGACAAUACCAUAUGCCACAGUCCAACCCGGAUGGCGAUGGCGGAAAUGUUGAGCGCGGUUUCGAGAUCGAAGGCGGAUGGGGACGCGAGGAGGCCGUGGGCCUACUGCGGCGCUUCUACGUCCAGGAAAACGGUCGAGCUCCCCAACCACGGAAGAAGGAAGGUCGCGCUGCUCGCCUCGCGGCGAUGGAAGCCGGCAACUCUCAAGACACCCAAGGUGUAGUGACGGGCGGCACGCCUGAGGAAGUCGGCGCCGCUGAAACGGUCGAUGAGAAGGAGCUGGCAACUAAUGCUGAAAACCCGCUGCAGACGCCCACGUUGGAAACCGUGCCAGGCCCGCUUGGCAGCAGCGACAAAACUGAUUGA